This is a messenger RNA of Diversispora eburnea, 489 nucleotides long. NCBI's taxonomy places the organism in Eukaryota, Fungi, Glomeromycota, Glomeromycetes, Diversisporales, Diversisporaceae. The record is from the annotation of a GenBank genome assembly.
AUGUUCGCGUUUAAUCGCAAUCUUAUAUACUUAACCAAAGCACCCUUAUUAAAUUAUGUGGCGCGACGUUCUCUUAAAACAGCGACAAGAGAUAUAUCCAAAGGGAAUGUAAUUGAGUAUAAAGAUCGACAUUUCAUUGUCACAAAAGUAGAUUCUCAUUUUACAGGACGGGGUGUAUCAACGACAAAGUUCGAGUUAAAAGAUGCAAUAACUGGUCAAAAAUUGAUAGAACGAGUUAAACCCAAUGAUUCAUUUGAAGGUGGAGAGAAAUCUUUAAAACUUUUAGAUGAUAAUAUGAAUUUAACUGUUGCCUUUAUAGAAUCUGAAGGAGAUAAUCAGCCUGUUACAAUUCGUCUACCUUUGAUGUAUGCAUACACAGUGGUAUCUGAUACUCCAAAGAUUGGUCAUUCUACUAAAGCUCAAAAAGUUAUUGAAAUAAAAGGUGGAAUUCAAGUUCAAGUUCCUGAAUUUGUUAAUCCUUGCCAAUGA